This is a messenger RNA of Striga asiatica, 1007 nucleotides long. The record is from the annotation of a GenBank genome assembly. NCBI's taxonomy places the organism in Eukaryota, Viridiplantae, Streptophyta, Magnoliopsida, Lamiales, Orobanchaceae.
AUGGAAAUUCACAUUGAUCUAAUGGAUGGAGGUCAAUUUGUGCCUACUUAUAAGUAUGAUGAAGGUGGUUGGGUAGAAUUGGAGAAAAAAAAUGAGAGUGAAGCAGAGAGCAGUGAAACAAGUGAGAGUGAAAUGAGUGAAAAGACAGAUAAUGAGUGUUGUGAAAAAAAUGUUAAUAAGGGCAGUGAAAAAAUUAUUAGGGGUGCUGAGCUACCUGAUAGGGGUAAUGAUGGGUGUGAUAGUCAUGGGGGUAGGCCUAAGAAAGCAAGCAGGAUUGAUCCUGAUGAGAAAGAAGAGAAAAGUCAGAAAAUGAAGGCAAAGAUUCAAAUGAAGAUGAAGAGGCAACAAAACAAAUCUUGUGGCAAGAAAACCCUUUCUGAUGCCAAGAAGGAUCAUAGCCCACUGGCUAAAGCAAGCCGGUCAAUUUUGCAAAUUAAGGGGGCUAAUGCUGCAAGACAGGCCAAAGAAGCUAAGGCUGCUGCAAAAGAGGCCAAAGAAAAAGAAAGGGAAGCAAAGAAACAGAAACAAGGUUUAAGCAUUGAUAAGCAGGUGAAACAAGGCUCCACCUCCACCAUAGACAAAAAGAAAGAAGGGCUAAACAUGGCACCACCAGCUCCAUUUGUAGAAGAAACUGACUGGGAUGAUGAGGGCUUUGUGUCACAAUUGACAUAAGAAUUUUGUGCAACUCCACAGCCUGAGAUGACAAAGGGACCCACACCCCUUGAACAACUGCAAAUGGGAUUAAGAGAUGAUUCAUACUUUAGAGAUAAUCAGUUGGAGGCCAUCACUGCAAGAGAUGGAACUCCAGCAAUGUUUGAAAGGAUUCAAAAUGACUUCUCUUUGGGUAGCUCAUCUCAGAAGUUGCAGAUCAAAAAGGAGAAGGGAGAAAAUUCUAGAAAGAAGUGAAUUUCAGUUCAUUUGGUGGGAAACUGAAUUUCAGUUGAUUUGGUUGUAAAACACUUGCAGGAUAUUGUUUGUUUAUUUUUGAUGGUGUUAAUUUUGUUUGG